AUGAUCAUAAAAUCAUCAGCACAUUCCACGGGUAACCCUUAUGUUCUAAACGGCUGUAAAGAUAUUGACGAGUGUAAGGAGCUUGCAAAUGGACGUCCUAAUAUUUGUACCGACGGUGGAACUUGCCAAAAUAGUCCCGAAAGCUAUCGAUGCGACUUGCGAGAUCAGAAAGAGUCAGACGAUCCUCAUUUGUGUAGAACCACCAUCGGCGUCUUGAUCGUCUUGCUUGUUAUCGUUAGCUGUAUAAAACAGAAAAUUAAGCACCGUAAAGACAUUGAGCUCCGACAAAUAUUCUUCGAGCAAAAUGGCGGUGGCAUGUUGAUACAUCGACUCUCAGGAUCAGGGCCAUCAAAUGUUGAUGUUAAAAUAUUUACUGAGGAAGCCAUGAAGGAAGCAACUAAUAGUUAUGAUGAGAGCAGGAUAUUGGGCCAGGGAGGCCAGGGAAAAGUGUACAAAGGGAUACUGUCGGAUAAUUUCAUAGUUGCAAUAAAAAAAGCUCGACUAGGAGACAGUAGCCAAGUAGAGCACUUCAUCAACGAAGUGCUCAUACUCUCUCAAAUUAAUCACAUGAACGUAAUCAAGAUUUUGGGCUGCUGUCUGGAGAUCGAGCUUUUUUUAUUGCAACUAGCAUUAGGAUCUUUAGUUAUUAGGCAUAGUUAG
This is a messenger RNA of Arabidopsis thaliana (thale cress), 660 nucleotides long. RefSeq names its product Protein kinase superfamily protein. The record is from RefSeq and is marked reviewed. Gene Ontology annotation, molecular function: ATP binding; calcium ion binding. Bases 1 to 660 code for a protein of 219 amino acids. The transcript is spliced from 3 exons. Gene Ontology annotation, biological process: cell surface receptor signaling pathway. NCBI's taxonomy places the organism in Eukaryota, Viridiplantae, Streptophyta, Magnoliopsida, Brassicales, Brassicaceae.